Malassezia vespertilionis is the source of this 1233-nucleotide messenger RNA. RefSeq lists its product as uncharacterized. The transcript has a single exon. Bases 1 to 1233 code for a protein of 410 amino acids. The record is from RefSeq and is a predicted model, not a curated record. NCBI's taxonomy places the organism in Eukaryota, Fungi, Basidiomycota, Malasseziomycetes, Malasseziales, Malasseziaceae. Gene Ontology annotation, cellular component: plasma membrane.
AUGUCUGUGCGCACAUCACGUGGAGAAAAGGCGGCGCUCACGCGCGUCAAGCUUGGUUUCAUGUUGCUUGUGCGCUGGGCAGCCAUUGUUUUUAUCUGCAUCGCGAACGUAUGGGUCAGGUCCUAUCACUGGGACAACGAUCAUGUGUUGCCCAGCACGAACAGUUCUGUGCCGCAUGUGGAAACACGGCUGCUGUCCCGGUUGUAUCCGGAAUGGCACACGUUUUGGAAAAAGUGCGGCGAACAGUGGCCGGUUGCAGCGCGUGAUGCCAUCGACAAGGUAGUGUCGCUGCGCACAAAACGUUUGGAAGAUGCUAGCUACUGUAUUCUUAUGCCGCGAUGCAUCGUCGAUGCGAUGAAGUUGUCACAAGCGGAGAAACAGCUACUACACCAGGCGCUCGUGGCUGCCUCGUCGCCGCAGUCGCUGCUCCGAAUGUGGCCUCGGUAUGUAAAGGCAAUGAAUUACAUCCUCGAUGUGUAUGGAAACGGCGUGCAUCCCAAGGAAGCCGAAGAUGCCAUGAUGUAUGACCCUACCCGUACUGAAUACCUUACCUAUGUAGGCAGUUUGGCCGCCCAUGUAAAUGGGUCGAACGCGCCGUGGGACGUGAUGCGCUUUGGCGUGAAUUUGUUGGACGCCAAUAUGCGCGAUAAUGCGGCACAAUACUUUGAUAUUUGGGAGAAGGAAAAUAGAAGAGCAUUGGAGCGGGCAACGAUGCUCGACUGGGACAAGUACGAAUACGGCUGUGUUGUCGUCCCGGGGAUGGGCACGAUUCAUCUCGACGAGAAACUUUCCCCUAUGAGCAAGCUCAGACUCCGCUACGCAAUCACUGCUUUCCAUUCUGGACAGGCACCAUUUUUGGUCGUGUCUGGUGGCGCCGUACAUCCCAAAUUGACAAGAAAUACAGAGGCUUAUGAAAUGCGAGCAUGGCUCUUGGAGGAGCACGGGAUCCCAGAGGAGUAUAUUGUAAUGGAGCCGUACGCGCGGCAUACUACGACCAACUUGCGCAAUGCGGGCCGCGUAAUGAACGUGCUUGGUCAGCCGCAUAAGAAGAUGCUUAUCGUCACGGAUGAGAUGCAGCUGUCCUACAUUAUGUUUGGCGUGGGUGACGCUGGCGAGCGGGAUCUUGGGUAUAGCUUGGGCACAAUCGGUCCAAGAGAAGGAGCGCAUGGGGUACAGUUUACGCCCUCUGCAUUCGUCGAGAUGGUCGACCCAACAGAUCCGCUAGACCCCUGA